This is a messenger RNA of Colletotrichum karsti, 1860 nucleotides long. RefSeq lists its product as uncharacterized. The coding region runs from base 1 to 1860 and encodes 619 amino acids. NCBI's taxonomy places the organism in Eukaryota, Fungi, Ascomycota, Sordariomycetes, Glomerellales, Glomerellaceae. The record is from RefSeq and is a predicted model, not a curated record. The transcript is spliced from 3 exons.
AUGAAACUUUCUUUCACUUCAGCGGUUGUCACCGCGACUAUUCUGUCUGGCGUGCAGGCCGCGCACUUCGAGGUCAAUGUUGGGAAGAAUAACCAGCUUAAGUUUGACCCGGAGACCUUGACUGCGAACCGUGGUGAUACGAUCAAUUACAACUUCUUUUCCAAGAAUCACUCAGUCACCCAGUCGUCUUUCGACAGCCCCUGUGCACCUCUCGCCAACGGCGGCUUCUUCUCCGCCUUUGUGCCCUCAGCCUCAGAGAUCGCACCUGGGAAGACGACUUUCACAAUCACCGUAAAUGACACGAAGCCAAUUUGGGUGUUCUGCGGCCAGGGCAAUCACUGCCAGCAGGGCAUGUUACACAGCAUCAAUGCUCCCGCCUCUGGAAACACCUUUGACACGUUCAGGGAGAAGGCCAAGAGCGCUGGCCCAAGCACAUCUCCUCCCGAUGGUCUUCCUGUUGGUGGACAGCGUAUCUCCAAGGUUGAUGUCGGUCUCAAUGGGGGUCUCACUUUCAUCCCGAAUGACAUCAAAGAGCCGCCCAGGACAUACGUCGAGUUCAGCUUCAACCCGAGAAACCAUUCCGUCACACAGUCCUCCUUCGACAAGCCGUGUGAGCCUGUUGCCAACGGCUUCAGCAGUGGUCUCAUUCCUACUGCGCUCAGUCCCUCUGGUGUGACAUUCAGAAUCCUCAUCAAUGACACGAAGCCCCUUUGGUUUUACUGUGCCCAAACGACAGGAACACAUUGCCAAAAGGGCAUGGUUGGAGCCGUCAACGCUCCAGCUCAGGGCAACACCCUCCAGGCCUUCACAGAUCUCGCAACCAAGGCUCCGCCAAGCACCCUCCCCGCGAUAGCGCCCUUGGGCGGUGUUCUACGCGCGAACGGCACAAUUCUGCCGAUGGUCAACUCCGCCGUCGUCAACGUGACAGCACUCACCGCUGAAAUUAUCAGCUACAUACCCAAGCCGGGCGACAAUGAUCAGUACAUGAUGGGCAAAGCCGGUGGUGGCUCCAUCGUCAACUGGAACUUCGGCAACAACAUCAGCGACUCGGCCGUCGAGCACUUGCAGUUGAUCCAAUUCCUCGACAACAUUCUUCUCAAGGUUCUCUUCGCUGGAUACGAGAACCUCAAAGACGGUGGAAAGUGGGCUAACGUUUGGCCUGAGACGAUUGUCGAGACGAUCGGCACUAUGGCUGCGCAGGCUUGGGUUCACCGCGGCACGGCGACGGAUUCUCUGCAGCAUUUCUCCAAGACCGUGUUAAAGGAAUGCUCUUAUGCUAUCCCUGAUCUCGAUAUUGACGCGUUCUUAAAGACGACUCUGACGGUUCUGUUGCUCGAGAUCGGACUCAUCAUCGAUGCGACUGCACUCCUAGCUCCCUCCGACCCGUGGCUCAUACCAGCUCUGGCAACGUCUCUUGGUGCCAAGUCACGAAUGACCGCGGUAGUCAACCUGAUGCAGAACCAUAUCGCGGCUGCCGCGCCCCGUGAAGUCUCUAUUCCUGCGGAACUGGUCUACUCGUAUGCCAUGCACCACUACGUCUCUUCUUGCCCGGACAAGCUGGCUUGGGAUAAGCCGCUCAGCAAGUUGUCCAUCAAGGGUCAAGGGUUGGACCAGGCACAGAGGCUGAUGGGAGUCGAGGUGCAGUGGGAGGGCAAGCACGACGGUGACCUAUUUCUUGCCUGGCUUGGUCCUUGGGGAGAGGUCAAGUUCUCGCAGAUCGUUGAUGGAAAGGCUGCCGUGCCUGACGCUCUUUACGGCCACGUUUGGGUAGUCGUCACAACUAAGAAAGACAUCAAGAGCUCGGAGGUGGCCGGGGCGGCUGUUGCUGGACCGGAGAUGGUGUGGGUGACUCAGCCUUAA